This is a messenger RNA of Cavia porcellus (domestic guinea pig), 1802 nucleotides long. RefSeq names its product olfactory receptor 51I2-like. The transcript has 2 exons. Lineage: Eukaryota; Metazoa; Chordata; Mammalia; Rodentia; Caviidae. Gene Ontology annotation, cellular component: plasma membrane. Gene Ontology annotation, molecular function: G protein-coupled receptor activity; olfactory receptor activity. Gene Ontology annotation, biological process: G protein-coupled receptor signaling pathway. The coding region runs from base 369 to 1331 and encodes 320 amino acids. The record is from RefSeq and is a predicted model, not a curated record.
CAGGACUUAGUGAAUCGUUAACUUAGUUAUUAAUUCUCAGCAGCCUGAAUCCAGAGUUGUCUAACUGUGCCUCCUUCCAAUAAAUAGAAAGAUACGCUCUCUUAAACUGAGGAAAAGAAGUGAGAGUAGACCGCUGCAGGAUCCAAACUUGUUGAAAAUAUGUCUCAGGAAGGCUAGGCUAGAGUUCUGGAUGUUCAUGUCUCUAAGCUCUCUGAAGUUAACUUUCUCCUCACUGCUCCCUCAGACCAUCUCAUCUGCAUCCACACCUCAGGGGGAAACCUGAGCAGCGCGAUUUCUUCGAGAUCUUCUCAGAGUCUGUACAGAUUGAAGAGGACACAGUUUCUAGAUCCCUCAGAAUCUAUCCAAGGAUGGUUCACACACAGUCUUAUAUAAACAUCUCCUUCUUCCAGCCACCAGCUUUCCUCCUGGUUGGCCUCCCAGGCCUAGAAGCAUUUCACGGCUGGAUAUCCAUCCCCUUCUUGUCCAUGUACACUGUGGCACUCACUGGAAACUGCCUCAUCAUCCUGGCUGUGAAGAGGACCCCUAACCUACACCAGCCCAUGUACUACUUCCUGUCCAUGCUGGCCCUCAGCGAUGUGGGGCUCACCUUGUCCACACUGCCCACCACUCUGUCAGUGCUCUGGUUUGACUACGCCUUCAUCGGCUUCAAUGCCUGCCUGGUCCAGAUGUUCUUCUUGCACGUCUUCUCUGUGGUGGAGUCCUCUGUGCUCCUGGCCAUGUCAUUUGACCGCUUCGUGGCCAUCUCCAACCCUUUGCGCUAUGCAGCGGUUCUCACAAAUAAUGUCAUCAUCAGAAUUGGAAUGGCCAUUGUAACUCGAGCCACUCUGUCCCUCUUCCCAGGACCCUUCUUGCUGAAGCGACUAAACUAUUGCCCUGGCAAGAUCACUUUGUCACAUUCUUUCUGUUUCCAUGGAGAUGUCAUGAAACGGGCUUGUGCUGACAUUACUGUCAACGUCCUGUAUGGGCUGUAUGUGGUUCUGUCCACUGUGGGUCUAGAUUCUUUGCUUAUUGUCCUGUCCUAUACCCUUAUUCUUCAUACAGUGAUGGGGCUGGCAUCUCCCAAGGAGCGGGUUCGCGCCCUGAACACCUGUGUUUCCCAUAUCUUAGCUGUGCUGGUGUUCUACAUCCCUGUCAUAGGUGUGUCCAUGAUCCACCGCUUUGGGAGGCACCUCCCCCAGCUCGUACAUGCUCUUGUUGCCUAUGUGUACCUGUUGGUGCCCCCUGUGCUGAACCCUGUCAUCUAUAGCAUCAAGUCCAAGCCCAUCAGGGAGGCCAUACUCAGAGUGUUAAGGGGAAAAUGUCAUAGCUGACACUGCCAGCUACUCGCAAGUUUUAAGAUCUGCAAAGUACUUAGUAAACAACUAAAAAAUUAGCAACUUCUGGAUGGGCCAAAUCCUAUCCCUAACUUUCCUGCCAGCAUCUAGCAAAGGAAGUACCAGAUUGGGAUGAAAAAUCAUUAUUAUGAUUAUGCUGUUAUUAUGCUAUUACUAUGAAAACUCAGGGCUUCACACAUGAUAGGCAAAUGCUCUAUGCCUAAGCUAUAACCCUAGUCCUGAUAAUUUGUUUCUAUUCAUUUAUUGCCUCAUUUAUCAUAUGUAUUUCCUCAAUGCCAACUUUUUUGCACGAUGCAAGGUACCAGGAACAAAGACAUUAUUCCUAUGUUGCCUUGUCAAAUUUGGUACAUGUAUAAAAUAUAUAAAUAGGAAAAUGUUUAGUACAGUGUAGUAUCAACAUUGUUAAAUGUGUGUGCAGAGUUCUGGAUAGCAGAGAAUCAAAUUACU